AAAUAUGCAUCUUCUUUCCUUUGAUAGUUCUCCGGUCCCUGGAUGGCUUGGAUUUACCCAUGAACCAAAAAAAUGAGUGUCCUUAGGAUGGUUGAAAAGGUUUGCAAGGAUCAUCAGAUGCUUGUUGACAUAUUUGUGAACUAUGACUGCGAUCUUGAGGCACUGAACUUGUUUGAGCGGAUGAAUAUCUCAAGGGAUGCAAAAUGCAGAUCCAAUAUGGCUGUUGCGUCCCAGACUACUUCAAUAAAUGGUUCGUCUCUUCUGUGUCUUGUGAAUGUGCUUAAAUCACUCGUAGAUUGGGAAAAGUCAUGUGGAGAAUCAGAUAGAAUAAAAACAUUCAGUCUUUGGAAGGAGAUGCUUCAACUAAAGAGUGUUGAUGUGAAAAGCAGGCAAGAUGCAACCAUUAACUUUGAGAAGGCAAAAGCUCAUAAGUCUACAGUGGAAUCUGCCAUAUUUGAGGUGGAAUAAAGUGAUGUUGUAUUACUAAUACUUUUGUAUCUCAAGUGCAUUUUUAUAAAUGGAAUAAAGAGAGAAAACACCAUAAUUUUGUUGGUGGUUAUAUACUUUUUUGUUUGACGUACAAUGAAUGUAAUGCAGUUGUUAGAACAUA
This is a messenger RNA of Rosa rugosa (rugosa rose), 610 nucleotides long. RefSeq names its product brefeldin A-inhibited guanine nucleotide-exchange protein 5-like. The record is from RefSeq and is a predicted model, not a curated record. The transcript has 4 exons. Lineage: Eukaryota; Viridiplantae; Streptophyta; Magnoliopsida; Rosales; Rosaceae. Gene Ontology annotation, cellular component: trans-Golgi network. Bases 73 to 468 code for a protein of 131 amino acids.